Messenger RNA from Podarcis lilfordi (Lilford's wall lizard), 24526 nucleotides. The record is from the annotation of a GenBank genome assembly. NCBI's taxonomy places the organism in Eukaryota, Metazoa, Chordata, Lepidosauria, Squamata, Lacertidae.
CCUGGAUCAUAGGUUGGGAAGGGCUUGCGUGCGCUUUUAACACCGCCUGACUCCGCCCCGGCAAAGUUCGGCGAAAGAGGAAGAAAAGCGCCAGGCGCGCUCCGGACAGUGGGUGGCCCCUUUCGGGAGCAGGAGGGCGAAAGGAAAGAGAAGAAAUCGAGGGGAUCGCUCCCCGUGGGGCGCAGCGUACACUAACUGGGGAUCUCUCCUGCUCGGGGAGAGGAGACGGUGGAGAGGGAUCUGGUCCCUUCCCCGCUGCACGUCGAUCUUUUUGGAGCCGAGGAGGUGGUGCCCCCACUAGCGCGGGCUGGCCGCUUCCAGGUUUCCCCCUCGGCAUCCCUGCAGAGAGAAAGACUCGCCCGGGUAGGUUUUCCUGAGGAUCGAACUUGUGGGAAACUGCCUCCGGCCCCUUCUUCCUUCCCGUUGCGCUCGAGGGAAGCGAGAGGGGAAAGGGGAGGCGCGCAGGAAAAUGAAACUAAGUUUGUGCCUCUGUGAGGCGCGCGCGUAAACUUCAUCCGGCAGCCUUUCCUCAACCUGUGGGUCCCCAGAUGUUGUUGGACUACAACUCCCAUCACCCCUAGCUAGCAAGGGCAGAGCUCAGGGAUGAUGGGAGUUGUAGUCCAACAACAUAUGGGGACCCACAGGUUGAGAACCACCGCGCCCUGGUGAAGUCCAGGAUUUCAAGAGGCGGCUCGCUGAAUGAGGUGGGAACUCCUUCCCAUUAUUAGUCACCACUCGGAUCCUAAGCUAAGUGCUUCCCUUUGUGUAUUGUGUGGCUAGGAGUGCAGCUGGGUGCCUUCAUGGGUUUGGCUCAAAAGUUUUAACCAGCCACAAUCUCUCUCUGCUUUUGCGGAUGUGGAGUUGGAGAGGGGUUUGGGCAUGAGGGAGAUGAAAUCCACUUACCAGAAGACUUAGGCCCCUCCAAACUCGUACUUUGCUUAAUAGCAUCUUUCUUCUUUGGCGAUCACUCCUAGCUGAGUAAGAUUGUCUUCCAUAAACACGGUUUUAACAGUGAGUCUGUAGGUGACUGUGGAGGCCAAUUCUGGACAUAGGUUUCCACAGUGGGGACAUAGGUUUCCGGAUGAGAGUUGAUCACGGUGAUGGCUUGCCAAGCGUGCCUUCCUCUUAGCGUAUUUCUCCCUUUCAUCCUGAGUUUAAGCAUCUUCAAAACCCAUGACACCUUUGGUAAAGGCUGUUCUUCAACUGGAGCACUCACAGGCCAGUGUUUCCCAGUUGUCGGUGUUUAUACUACAUUUUUUUGGAUUUGCCUUGAGAGAGUCUUUGAACCUCUUAUGUUGACCACCAGCAUUACAUUUACCAUUUUUAAGUCUGGAAUAGAGUAGUUGCUUUGGAAGACAAUCAGGCAUCCACACAGUACAACCAGUCCAACGAAGUUGAUGUUGAAGAAUCAUUGCUUCAACACUGGUGAUCUUUGCUUAUUCCAGCACACUGGCGUUAGUUGGCCUGUCUUCCCAGGUGAUAUGUACAUUUUUUCAAAGACACUGUUGAUGGAAUCUUUCAAGGAGUUGGAGAUGGCGUUUAUACGUGGUCCAUGUUUCACAAGCAUAUAGGAAGGUCGGUAGUAAACAAAUAUUUGUGAACAAAUAUUUUGGUUUCCCUGCAAAAGUCCCAAUCCUCUGCACUUCAGUUGGGAGAAAGCUGCCUUUGAAUCUAGUUUUUUAAAUACCUUUUUGUACGAAGGCAUGUUAGUGGAUAGGGGAGGAGGAGGCUGUGAAAUGAUUGAUUCCUACAAUUUCCAUAAUCCCAGAAUUUCCUGCCUAUUUUUCACCUUGCCCAUCCUUGGUCGUCCUGUUCCUGUUUGCUUAACAAAAGGGUGAUAGUGGGCACUUAUCUGAACCUAGGCAUCUCUGCCUGGGAUCUGCCUUUAAAUCACUUUAUCAUUGUGUGGAUGGAUCUCACUGAGGGUCUGGGUAUCCUGUACUUAGCAGUCCUAUUUUUGCAUGUGUUAAACGUUAGGUCAGAUGUAAAGGUAAAGGACCCCUGACCAUUAGGUCCAGUCAUGACGGACUCUGGGGUUGCGGCGCUCAUCUUGCUUUACAUGCCGAGGGAGCUGGUGUUUGGCCUCAGACAGCUUCCGGGUCAUGUGGCCAGCAUGACCAAGCUGCUUCUGGUGAACCAGAGCAGUGCAUGGAAAUGCUGUUUACCUUCCUGCCAGAGCGGUACCUAUUUAUCUACUUGCACUUUGACGUGCUUUCGAACUGCUAGGUUGGCAGGAGCAGGGACCGAGCAACGGGAGCUCACCCCGUGGCAGGGAUUCAAACCGCCGACCUUCUGAUCGGCAAGUCCUAGGCUCUGUGGUUUAAACCACAGUGCCACCUGCACCCCCUAGGUCAGAUGUAGGUGGAUUCAAUUGGAUAUGCACCAGUCCAAGUGCCUGGCUGAUUUCUGCAAAGUGGCAGAUAUGAUUCUCUUCUUUCCCAUUUUAUCCUCACAGCCAAUUCUGUGAGGUAGGUUAAGUUGACACUGUGACCAGCCCAGGGUCACCCAGUGAGUUUCAUGGCUGAGCAGGUCCUAGUCCAACACUCUAACCACUAUGCAACACAAUCUCUCUUUUGAGAGGCAUGCUGGUCCUGCGUGCCCUUUCCGUUCUUCCCCUAUCCCCCUGAAGAUGAGGAAUCUGAGACCAGGACCAUGAUGCCUCCUUCUGUUCUAUUUGCUACAACAGAAUUCUUUUCCCCCAACCUGAUUUCAGUAGCAGGGAGGUGAGCUUGCAGGUGCCGGAGGAGGCCUCUGGGGAUGCAAGUGCACCCAGUGGGUACCAAGAUGGUGACCCAUAUAAGGAAGAUUCUUUUUGUUUCUUAACUCUUGUUGCAACUUUUGUUGCCACUACUUCUAUUGCACAGGAUACAGUGCUGUACAUUGUUGCCUGGGAGUAAAUCCCAUUGCCUUUUUGCCUAUAUGCCCCCAAAGGGCUUUGUAACAAUAGUUGAGAAACAUAAGAAUCUGCCUUAUAUGUAGCAAGACCACUGGUCCAUUCAGCCCUGACUGGCCAGAGAAUCAUAGAAUUGUAGGGUUGAAAGGGACCACGAGGGUCAUCUAGUCCAACCCCCUGCUGUGCAGGAAACUUUGCACAACGUGGGGCUCAAACCUGCAACCCUGAGAUUAAGAGUCUCAUGCUCUACUGACUGAGCUAUCCUGUUGGGUUGGGAAAAUAUGAGCUUUACCCAACCCAACAGGGUAAAGAACAUGCAUACCCUGUGAGCUAAAAAAAUACUGCAAAUUAAAAGUAAAGGUAAAGGGACCCCUGACCAUUAGAUCCAGUUGUGGCCGACUCUGGGGUUGUUGCGCUCAUCUCUCUUUGUUGGCCGAGGGAGCCGGCGUACAGCUUCCGGGUCAUGUGGCCAGCAUGACUAAGCCACUUCUGGUGAACCAGAGCAGUGCACGGAAACACCGUUUACCUUCCCUCCUGAGCGGUACCUAUUUAUCUACCUGCACUUUUGAUGUGCUUUUGAACUGCUAGGUUGGCAGGAGCAGGGACCGAGCAACAGGAGCUCACCCUGUCACGGGGAUUCGAACCGCCGACCUUCUGAUCAGCAAGUCCUAGGCUCUGUGGUUUAACCCACAGCACCCACAGCACGUCCCUUAAGUUAAAAGUAGAGUUGCCAUAUUUCAAAAAGUGAAAAUCCAGACAUGAAAGUUGCUGAGUUGUUUGGUUUGUUUGUUUGUUUGUUUGUAAAAUCGCUACAAAAAAAAGUUUCUGAGCUAUUUUUAAGAAAAUUCACCCCUAAAAUCUACACUUCUGACAUAGGUUGCCGUAUGCCCAGGUUCCCCCAGACAUUCCGCCCGGACACUAUUUCUGACGGAUGAAUCCCAGAAAUAUGGCAGCCCUAAAAGAAAACAUUAAACAGUAAUACAUUAAAACAGCUAAGCGGCCAGAGAAAAAUGGGAAUUAAAACUAGACCCAUGAAACCCCAAACCCUCCUACUUCCCAAAGUAGCAUUCAGCUGAAAUGGGGACUAAAUGCUUCAUAUUAUGCUUAGCAACAUGUGUGUGUGUUUGUGUGUGUGAAGCCCAUGACAUUCCCCCCCAAAGCCCCCCCUCACAGAGCUCUACUUCCCAGUAACCUUUGAGAAAACACAGUUCCCAGGAUCCUUUGGGGGAAAUCAUGUGCUUUAAAUGUAUGGUGUGUACACAGCCUCUGUGUGACUGGCACAGUGGCGCUGUUGGCAAUGCCAACCUGUUAAGAAUUAUAACUUGCCAAUAAUUGUCCUAGAUAGACCAAUGCCAUUUAUCCCGUUACCUUGAGGCUGAUCCCCCCCCCCCAAUUUUUAUUAUUAUUAUUACAAUUCAGCCGUAGGAACCAAUGUAGUAAUAGAGCAGACCCAUUAAAAUUAAUGUCCUUAAAUUAGGCAUGACUAAUGUAAGUCCAUUGUUUUCAGUGGGUCUACUCUCAGUAAAAUCUACUUCAAUACCACUCGUUAGAUCCUGUAUAUUUUUAUUUAUGUCUUAAUUACCUCAUACAAUAAGGCUCAGCAACCUGGAACACUAAUAUGAAAGCAAAAUUUUAAAAUACAGCAGUAUACAAAUGAUUCAUAUUAAUAAUCAAACUUAGCAGAAAGAAAGAAAAGAAAGAAAGCUGAUUUUGGCAAUGAUGCAGUCAAUUUAAUUAUUUAAAGAGAGUUAAUCACUAUCUUUAAAUGUUUAGAUUAUACUCUGGUAUAAGGUUCCUACCAGAGUGGACUGAAAGACUAAGCUAUUAAACUAUGCAGAGAUGGCAAAAAUGACUGGGAAAAUCAGAAACCAGGAGGAUCAAAACUUCAACAAAAAAUGGGGAAAAUUUAUAUUAUAUUUGAAUGACCACUGUAAACAUUUGAACUCUUUGGCAGGUCUUAAAUAACUCUUGUAAUGUUACAUAGACUUUGGGUACAAUGGAGGACUGAAAAAUUAGGAGGAUUUAUAGUAUGCAGUUGAAAAAGUUUACUAAAGAACCCCCAGAGGGGAGGAGGGAAGUCUAGAGAUUCAGAAGAAUCUUGUGUAAUUUUUAUUAUUUGUGAUUUUGAGUGCGAAUGAAUUUGUAAAACCAAAUAAAAUCAUUUUACAAAAAAACUAUGUUUAGUUUAUAUAACAUAGAAAAAAUAUUUAAAAACCUGGGAACAUAGAAGUCUUUUGUCUGCCAUUAAGGUGGGUGACAACCUAGCCUCUUCUCAAACAGGAAGCCACCAUUAAAAAUCCCCUCCCCUUGUAGACACCCUCCGUUUUUAUAAUAUAGACUCUCAAGAGAAGGUUCUUCAUGAAUUUUCUCUACUACUCUACAAGAUGUCCCAUACUGACCAGACCAAUAGCAGCAUGAAGGACGCUGCUUGUUACCUGUGCUCACUUACCUGAGAGUAAGCCACCUUGAACACUCUGGGAUUGAUUUCUGACUAAACGUGCAUAGGAUUGCGCUCUUACUGUCACCUUCGUGCCAUCCUUGGGUCUUUGGUAGGUCUCCACAGCUUUCUUUGUGGCCUUUUGGCCAUCGUGUCCUGUAGCAGUGGAAAUACAGACCGCACAAUGCCUUCUCUUCUGUUUUCACAUUGUAGGCCCUGGGAUUUCUCUCUACGAAUUGCUGGAGCGCCCCACGAGCCGCAAACAUGUCCUUGGAUGACAUUCAGAUGAAUUCGGAGGACUUUUUGCAAAAAGAGCAGCUGGAUGCCGGCGGAUUUGGAAUGGUUUCGCUGUGUUACCACAAGAGGCAUGGGCUUGUGGUGCUAAAAACGGUGUACACAGGGCCUCAGCGCACAGAGUAAGUUGGUUAGAGGGAGAUCCUUUGCAGACAAGAGAGAGCAGUGUAGAGCUACCUACCACUGAGCUCCUGCCAGUUUCUUUUCUUUUUUAAAUUAGUUUUAUUAAAUAUUUUGUUGUUGCUUAGUCGUUUAGUCGUGUCUGACUCUUCGUGACCCCAUGGACGAGAGCACGCCAGGCACUCCUUUCUUCCACUGCCUCCCGCACUUUGGUCAAACUCAUGCUGCUAGCUUCGAGAACACUGUCCAACCAUCUCGUCCUCUGUCGUCCCCUUCUCCUUGUGCCCUCCAUCUUUCCCAACAUCAGGGUCUUUUCCAGGGAGUCUUCUCUUCUCAUGAGGUGGGCAAAGUAUUGGAGCCUCAGCUUAAGGAUCUGUCCUUCCAGUGAGCACUCAGGGCUGGUUUCCUUAAGAAUGGAUAGGUUAUUAAAUAUUACAAGGGAAAUAGAAAAGGGAAAUCAAAACAAAAUCCAUACAUAACAAUAUAAACACAAUCGUCUACAUAUUUACCAGAUGCAGACUAAAGAAGAAAAAAGACAAAAAGAUAAAAGAAAAGAAAAAAAGAAAGGGGGGAAAAAUAAAAAAAUACUUUCCAUAAUCAGUAAUACCAAAUUUAUACUUUAAACAUUACAUUAUAAAAAUCCUAGUUAAAAUAUUAUAAAAGACUUCCACCGCAUUCACCACACGUCUCUUAAUUUCUAGUUCACCUUUACAUCUGUUCUUCAGUCACUUCCUUUCCUUAAGUUCUUUCAUAGUCCAUCAAAUCUUUAUAUUCUUCACAAGGUUAGUCUAAGCACAACCAAACUUUCAUAUUUGAGCCCUGCUUGUGUAAAUAUUCAUUUAGACAAUUCCAUCGUCUCUGUACCAUAAUUUUUGCAUUUGUGCCUUAUUAAGUCCGGCUCCUACCGGUUUCUGAUUGGAUAGGUUCCUCCCUCAACUUUUCCAGGGUUUUGCUUGCCUAGAGAUCUGUGUGGCGAGAACAAAAGACGAGCCCGGCUAGAUCAAACCAAAUGACCGUUAUCACCAGUCAGAUGCUUGUGGGAAGUCCACAGGCAGCUCACAAAGGCAAUGACUGUCUCCCACUCUUAUUUCCCAGCUUCAACAAUUAAGGCUUCCUUUAGGCCAGCCUUUCUCAACCUGUGAGUCCCCAGAUGGUGUUGGACUACAACUCCCAUCACCCCUAGCUAGCAAGGCCAGAGCUCAGGGAUGAUGGGAGUUGUAGUCCAACAACAUCUGGGGACCCACAGGUUGAGAACCGCUGCUUUAGGCUCACAUCACCCAUCCCCAGAGAAGGCUGCCUCCUAGUUAGCCUAGAUGGUGCCUCUGCUCCAGAUCUGAUUGGAAACUCGACAGAUCAGAGCUAUAGCUCAGUCAGUAAAGCAUGAGACUGUUAAUCUCAGGGUUGUGGGUUCAAGUCCCCCAUUGGGCAAAAGAUUCCCGCAUUGCAAGGGGUUGGACUAGAUGACCCUUGGUUCAUAGAAUCAUAGAGUUGGAAGGGAUCCUGGGGAUCAUCUAGUCCAACCCCUGCAAUGCAAGUGUUCCUUAUGGGGAUCGAACCUGCAACCUCGAUGUUAUCUGCUCUAACCAGCUGAGCUAUCCAGCUUGCAUUCUGUGAAAUCAUUCUCUGUAGGGCUCCUUGCUAUAGCAAUGGUCCUUAUCUGAUGGUGGCUGCUGUAGCACACUGGGCAGCUGGGUGUGGGGGAGGCUGCCAUUUCCCACAAUGCCUUGGGGCAACCCAUUGAUGGGGCAUUGUGGGAAAUUAAAAUAGUGUCUUCAGCAGACCCAGCUGCCCAACACAAAUGCCAGUGGGGGAUUAAAAAGGGGGCCCGGGCCAGGCAUCAGUGUGGGUCCUGGCAGUUGCCCAAGCAUGCUACUCAUUGACGCUAGGCCUGACUGGAUUAUGUGUCAUUAGAUCAUUCGGCCAUGCCUGGUGUGACAGCUUAGCAGACCUACCUGCCAUUUUGCCACCUUGCACACUCUGAAAGAAAACCACCUGUGUGUUAAGAGUUGAAGCGUGUCUCCAAUUUUGCUUCAUAUUUUUAAAAUGCAUUAUCCCGCUGUUAUAAAUUUGGGAAGCACUAGCCUGCAGUUCCUAGCCAGAACGCUAUGCAAAUGACUGAAUGAAUAAUUAGUACAGUGGUACCUUGGGUUAAGUACUUAAUUCGUUCCGGAGGUCCAUUCUUAACCUGAAACUGUUCUUAACCUGAAGCACCACUUUAGCUAAUGGGGCCUCCUGCUGCUGCCGUGCCGCCGGAGCACGAUUUCUGUUCUCAUCCCGAAGCAAAGUUCUUAACCUGAGGUACUAUUUCUGGGUUAGCGGAGUCUGUAACCUGAAGCAUAUGUAACCUGAAGCAUAUGUAACCCGAGGUACCACUGUAAUAACAAUGCUAACUAAUCACCACUCAGACACAAGGCAGGAUUUCACCCAGCCAUUUCAUUCGCAGAUUAUGCUGCAGCUUGAGCUAUGCAGGUUUGGCUCAUCAUUUUGGAGAGUUCAGGUGAAGAAGUUGACAUUUCUGCCUGUCACCUUGAAAUGUCUUACAGGAAGCUUUAGUCUAUAGCUCUAUUCCCUUCUUGGCAGUCAUGCACACUGGUAAUCCCAUAGUACCUGUUCCCCCCCUCCCAGGUGUAACACGUCCCUUCUGGAAGAAGGCAAGAUUAUGCUCAGACUAAACCAUGACCGUGUGGUGAAGCUACUGGGCAUCAUUUUGGAAGAUGGCAACUAUUCCCUGGUGAUGGAAUAUGUACGCAAAGGAAACCUGAUGUCCGUACUGAAGGCAGUGAGUAGAGAGCACGAUUGAUAGACUGGGAAGAAGCCAGGCGGUAAUUUUUGAGAUUGUACCACAACCUCGGAAAAUGGUAUUCAAACAUUGUCGGUCAUCUCGGGUCUGUUUCCAUCAACACCUUUUUUGUCCGUUCCAGUGAAAAUGUUUUCAUCAUUGGUUUGGACCUGGAUCAGGUCUAAGACAUGCCAAUAGUGAAUGUUAGGGACACACUAGCACUGGGCUCUGCAACUCAUAAAUGUGAGUGUUUGCUCUGUAUGGGGGGCAUCAUGAUUUCUGCACCAGCAAACCUUCUGUUCAUAAUUUGCACUGCAAAAUGGAGCAGUCUUGCAUUGCUCCCAAGAUCCAGAUUUCCAAAGUAUUGGGAAGGUUUGGGCCAGAUAGUAAUAAGCUUAUAUAAUAUGUUUAAGCUUCUGUCUGGCAGUGUCUGUUUCCAUCAACAUCUUUUUUGUCCGUUGGCACUUUCCCAAGGAUGCCAAUCCCUGUUGCCAUCUAGAAUCUGCCCAUCAUAAUGGUGGGUAGUUGGUUAUCUGUUAAUAUUUCUCAUCAGCAGACAGAUCCCAUCCUGAUUUUCUAAAAUGUGCAUCUCCAGAUCUGCUGAAUUGCAACUGGAUUCUAGACUCAGUGAUGAGGAUCCUUGUUGCUUAUUCAAAAAGCAAAGAUAAUUGGAAGGCACACUAAUUCGGUAUGCUUUAUUCAAACUCCUUUAGCAACCAUGAUUCAUAAGACUUAAUAUCUAUUCCUGAUGGAUGUUCGUUCAGCAGAGGACUGAAUAAGUCAGUGCUCUUUUUAAAGAUUUUAGCUGGGAUUCAAUUAUGUUUAACCCCUAGUAUACCCACGGAAAUGAAUGAGCAUGGCUAAGUUCAGUCCAUUAAUUUUGAUAGGUCUAACGUGAGUAAAACUUAAUUGAAUACCACUGCAUUUCAUUUUUAAAAAAGGCAGCUUCUUGAUCAUGGCAGGUAUAAUUCAGUAUAUAUACUAAUAUUCUGCUGUUUUUGCUUUAUUGCAGACCUCUAUUCCUUUGUCUGUGAAAGGGUGCUUCAUCCUAGAGAUCAUUGAAGGAAUGCUUUACUUAACUGAACAGGGCUUAGUUCACAAAGACCUAAAACCAGAAAAUAUCCUUGUAGACGAGGACUUUCAUAUUAAGGUACCAUUAGCACAUAAUUUCUGGAUGGGUGACAUGUCAGUCUUAGGGCUAAACCAGAUGUGGGCAUGAUUUAUAGCAGAACCUGCCUGUUUGGCAAACCAUGGUUUUGUGUGACUGCAAAUGUGCUGGCUCCCAGGGAGAUCGCAGCCACUUUGCUUCUCUCCUGGUCCUUGUCGUUCAGUGUAAUGUAGCAACUAAGACAAGGUAUGGCUUUGCAUGUUGUCUGAACCCAGGAUUGUUGUUCUGCUCUCUCCUCCUUAACCAAGAUCUGCAGCCAAGGUUUGUAAAGUGGGCGCAAUCUGCUCCAGAAGCCAGUAGGUUUACACGGUUGCAGUAAGCUAACCAGGCUUUUGCCCACUAUGCACAUGUGGAUGAGAAGGUAAACACACAGUUUCCCAGUGUUUUGCAUUCCCUUCCUGGUAUAGCAGGCCAGGAAAGGCUAUACGACAUGCUUUUCUGAAUGUUCAGAUCGGUGCACUCCAUUUGACCUGGGUAACUUAAAAACACUAUAUUUAAUUAAAUAACAAAUUUCUUUGGGAAACAUUUGAUGUCGCACCAAGCAUGUCGACUGCAAAUUGUCCUCGACUGGAAUAUCCCCUAAUGGGCACUGAACUUUAUAAGAAGGUGACUGGGAGCGGCCGCCGAGACCAUAUAACACUGGUCUUGAAAGACCUACACUGGCUCCCAGUACGUUUCCGAGCACAAUUCAAAGUGUUGGUGCUGGCCUUUAAAGCCCUAAACAGCCUCGGUCCAGUAUACCUGAAGGAGGGUCUCCACCUCCAUCAUUCUGCCCGGAUACUGAGGUCCAGCGCCGAGGGCCUUCUGGCGGUUCCCUCACUACAAGAAGCCAAGUUACAGGGAACCAGGCAGAGGGCCUUCUCAGUAGUUCCGCCUUUGGAACGCCCUCCCACCAGAUGUCAAAGAGAAAAAUAACUACCAAACUUUUAGAAGACAUCUGAAGGGAAGCUUUUAAUGUUUAACAGACCACUGUAUUUUAAUAUUUUGUUGGAAGCUGCCCAGAGUGGCUGGAGAGACCCAGGCAGAUGGGCGGGGUAUAAAUAAUUUUUUUAUUAUUUAUUUAUUUAUUUAUUUAUUUAUUUAUUUAUUUAGACAAACUGAAAUGGGGAUAGAGAAAGGCAACAAAAGACUGUCAGCAUUAAGUAAAACAAGUCCUAUGUGGAAUUGUUUGAAAGAACUGGGCAUGUUUAGCCUGGAAAAGAGAAGACUGAGAGUGUCGGGACAUCACAGGCAAAUGUGUGUUCUCUGCUGCAGACUGAGGUUGAUUUAGUGGGCUUAAGAUACAGGCAGGUAAAUUUUGGUUGAGCGUUAAGUCAAACUUCUUGAACAGCUGUGACAAUGGAACCAAUGACCUAGAGGGGUGGUGGGCUCUCCCUUUAAGUAGAGGGUGGAUAGUCCAUCUAUAGUGAAUGCUCUAGCUCUGGAUUUCCUGUGCCAAGCAGGAAGUUGGAGAAGACGGCCUGCGAGGGUCUCAUCAGCUGUGUGCUUGUGUGAUCUCAGUUGGACCUUGCUCCUAACGGUUCUCUACCCUUUCCUGCAGAUAGCAGACCUUGGUGUGGCCCGCUUCAAAAGUUGGAGCAGGCUGACCAAAGAGGAGAGCAUCCGGAAAAUGAAAAUCAACUGCAGCUCAAAGAGCAACGCCGGCACCCUUUUUUACAUGGCCCCAGAACACUUGGCAUCAGUUAACACCACGCCUGUGGAAAAAUCAGACGUGUACAGCUUUGGCAUAGUAUUAUGGGCCAUCUUUGCCAACAAAGAACCCUAUGAGAGUGAGUGUUUGUGAUCAAAUAACUCUGCUUGCUGAAGUGUUUUUAGCUGCAUACGGUUACAGUGGUACCUUGGGUUAAGUACUUAAUUCGUUCUGGAGGUCUGUUCUUAACCUGAAACUGUUCUUAACCUGAAGCACCACUUUAGCUAAUGGGGCCUCCUGCUGCCGCCGCGCCAUUUCUGUUCUUAUCCUGAAGCAAAGUUCUUAACCUGAGGUGAUAUUUCUGGGUUAGCAGAGUCUGUAACCUGAAGCGUAUGCAACCUGAAGCGUAUGUAACCCGAGGUACCACUGUAUAUUUUUUUUAUUUAAAAAAACCUAUUCAAUUCCUCUCUCCCGCACCAGAUGCUAUGACUGACGCGCAAAUAUACUUCUGCAUCAUGAAUGGGGACAGGCCUCUCAUAGAGGAGAUUGAAGAAAGUUGCCCAGGAGAGAUCAUUACACUAAUGAAACAAUCUUGGAGUCAAAAGCCGGAGGAACGGCCAACUUUUGCAGGUAGUGAGAGGGCAUUUUUGCUGAAGUGGGUCUGGCAUUAUCUGAGUGCAAGAGGAAGGUAGCCUUAAGGUCAUGCGGAAUAUUCCAGAUGUUUAGUUUUUGGCUGGGUCUACAGGUGCAGUGGGAUGAGGAACAGCAGAGAGGUAACACUGCACUCCUUAUAGGUGCCAAAUCCAUGGGGAAGUACGUGAGGACGGGACUGAGCCCCACCCAAUCUGUACGUUGAAAUUUUGUACCCCCUAACAAUUUUGCGCCCAGGGCAACUGCCGCUGUGCCCUCCUGCCAUGCUACGCCACUGCCGUGUCACUUCUUACUUGCCUUUAUAAAAGACAGCAUAAGAAGAGUCUCCUCUGUUUUUCACUGAGACCGCUUUGGGGUUUUUCUUUUACUAAUUGACUAAUCCUUUACUACAGAAAUCAAUUUGACGUACAAGCCAUUUUAUCAGCAGAACUUUGAAAAGGAUGUUGAAGAUGACUUGAGAAAGUUAAAAGUAAGUUUUUCAAACAUUUAUGGCUGAAAAAAGCAAAAGGGGCGAGAAUCACUGGUGGAAAUUGUAGAGAAACAGAGUCCAGCUAUUAGGUAGAAGAAAUUUCCUGAAAGUAAGAGCUGUCACACAGCCGAGCAAUCUCCUUCACUGGAAUCAUUGAAGCAGAGAUUGUCAGGGACACUGUCGCUGCAUCUGCAUUGUAGAUCCUGCAAUAAUCAGAGGGGUGUACUAAAUGACUUCCUCAGUCCCUUCCAAUUCUAUCCCUAAAAGCAUACAAAAUCAUAAGAAGAGCUGCUGGAUCAACCCAGUGGUCCAGAAUCCUGUUCUCAGCAGUGGAACACCCUCCCACCAAAUGUCAAGGAGAUAAAUAGCCAUACAACUUUUAGAAGACAUAUGAAGGCAGUCCUGUAGAGGGAAUAUUUUUAAGGUUUGAUGUUUUAUUAUCUCUUUAUAUCUGUUGGAAGCCAUCCAGAGUGCCUGUGGCAACCCAGUCAGAAGGGCAGGCUAUAAUAAUAAUAAUAAUAAUAAUAAUAAUAAUAAUAAUGGACCCCUGACUGUUAAGUCUAGUCACGAACGACUCUGGGGUUGCAGCGCUUAUCUCGCUUUACUGGCCGAGGGAGCCGGCAUUUGUCCGCAGACAGUUUUUCCAGAUCAUGUGGCCAGCAUGACUAAGCCGCUUCUGGCGAAACCAGAGCAGCGCACGGAAACGCCGUUUACCUUCCCGCCAGAGCGGUACCUAUUUAUCUACUUGCACUUUGCCGUGCUUUCGAACUGCUAGGUUGGCAGGAGCUGGGACCGAACAACGGGAGUUCACCCCGUCGCGGGGAUCCGAACCGCCGACCUUCCGAUCGGCAAGCCCUAGGCUCAGUGGUUUAGACCACAGCACCACCCGCGAACCUGUAAUAAUAAUAAUGUUGCCCUAAUGCCUGUGUCAGGCUUCAGGGAAUCUGAUCCCCCUCCCUCACGGCAGGCUGCCAGUAAUGAAAAUACAAGAAGCUCUUACCAAGGUAUUUUAUUCAAUAGUCACAGAGAGAGAUGCAGGAUGCUGUCUCUAGGAUAAUGGCGUUGCUCUCAGUAAUCUCCUCCCCCCUUUUACUCUCAGUCGUCAGCAGCUCCACCCCUUUAUACAGUGGCUGCGUGAGGACCUUUGUCUAUUCGCUUUCUGUUCUCCCACUUUAACAGCCCUCCUCGUUCUAGGAGAAGGGGAUUGGGUUGGGAAUGCUUUCUAAUGAUAAUGUGUCAACCAGCUGUCCUAACUCUUCUGCUCCUCCUUCGUCUCCUUCCAUUAUCUCCCAGCUUUGUCCUUCUUCUGUCUCAGAGUCAUGACCUUCUGCAAACCACCGUUGUAAGUCUAUACUGUCCUCCUCUUCUUGGGAAGGUUCAGGAGAAUGGGGGGGUGGCCUCCACCAUUCCUCUUCAGUCCAAUCCCUGACAGCCUGUGAGAAACAUUACUGUCUCCGGAUGUGGAGACACAGCAUAGUCAUCAUGGCUAUAGCCUUGCCCUCCAUGACUUUGUCCACUCCUCUUUUAAAGUCAUCCAAACUGGUGGCCAUUGUUGCCUCCUGUGGAAGUGGGUUCCAUGCUUGAACUAUACAUUGCAUGAAGAAUUACUUUUAUCUGCCAUGGCUAUUUCAACACUCAGCUUCAUUGGGUGUCCACAAAUUCUAGUGUUAGGAGAGAAGCAGUAGUGGGGCUGCUCCCUCAGUCUCUCUCCGACAUUCUCACAUUAACCGGAGUGUCUGAAAUGGGAAAGCCUACAUGUGUAAACCUCUAGACAUGUAGGUUUCCCUGUGCAACAGGGUUCCUGACAUCCUUAGUCAUACAGUCCAGCGGGAUUUUGCUUGAUGGGCACCCUAAGCAACAUUCCCCUAGAGGUUCUAGGUUCUUCCAGUGAUUCAAUCAGGUAUUUAGUUGCUCUUGUUCUCUGCGACAGGAAAAGUACCCUGAGCCAACGGAACUUGUAAAAAGGAUGCAGUCUCUCCAAGUGGAUGCUGUGGCAGAACCACCAAGCAAUGGUCGGACGGGUAAUUCAUUUCAGUUGCUUAAGAGUUUGUUCUUUUGCAUCCCACAUUUGGGAUGCAACUGCUGCACAUUUCUUUACAAUAACAAGGACACCCAUUUUAAAAAACACACAAUCAAAGCCAAAGUACAGCGCAGAUCACUGUUUCAGUGCUGAUUAGGGCUAGUGCAGAUUACAGUUUCAGUCUCUACAUUGUAAAUAAAUCAUAUCAGAGCUGGAGAUUUUGUCUGGACUCUGGUUUAUGACUCAAAUUAGAGUAUGUGUAUAUUUUAUGAUAGCGUCACAGAAGUGAUGAAGUCAGUUUGGGGUGGAGAAUUCAUCAUCCUCUCUGUUUCUCUUUUUUGGGGGGCAAGGGAAGCCCACACAGACAAACAGACAGUGCCUGGUGAAAUCCCAUAGCGUGGAAGCAGCAGGGGCUGAGCAGGAUUUCCACAACAACAAGAAGCCAAGAACCAUUCACACUUCCAAAAGUCAUUAUUCUUGCCGUCUAUAUUCAGAGUCUAUAGCUACCAAAAGGCUCUUGACCUUUGGGUAUUAGGCUGAAACCCACAGCCUGAGGUGUAGCAGCUGCCAAAGGAAACCUGCCAGCAGGCCUCAGGGUGGAUCGAUACCAAAGGCCCUUUUGGGUCAUCCUGUUGGGUUGGCAUAAGAACAAAGACCACACCUACUUUUUACUUUGGGGGAUUUCUGCUUCCUUUUUGUAGCACCUGUUAAUAUUGGAAGUGGUUUUAAAAAAAUGUUUGCUGGCAGUUAUUUAUGCUGAUUACUUGUUCAACCUGAGCUUCUGAAUAGUCAGAAUAGAGCAGGGCUGGGUGGUACCUGGUUUUCCAACAUCGCAAUACACUGAUAUAUCACAUUGACAUUUUAGUGUAUUUUUGGUCUUUGUUGGAAGCCCCCCAGAGUGGCUGGGGAAACCCAGCCAGAUGGGCGGGGUACAAAUAAGUUGUUGUUGUUGUUGUUGUCUGAAGUAAGGAUGGAGCUAUGUACAGGCAUUAACUGCCUUCACGGUUUUUCCUGCAUCAUGAUUUCUGCAUAGCGCGCAAGCACACACACAUCCUGAUUGUGAUAUAUUGCCAGGUCUAAAACUAUGAAACCAACAUCAUGAUAUGGACUUCAAACCAGUUUGGGACAAUAUAUCGAUACACUACUCAGCCUAGAAUAGGGUGGUGGUGUGAACACACUUAAUUCUUCCAACUGGAGAGAGCAUUUAGUAUUCCUUUGUUUUUCUAGGCUUCUACCCCCCCACCCCCAAGUGUGUUGAGUGGAAGUUUUGUGAGAGCACUUUCUAUAAUCUUCUGGUUUUGGAAGGCUUCCUUCUAGUUCUCUCUGGUUGUGAUUUUGAAGUAUGAUACCUUCACUUAUCAUUUGCUGGGCUAUGGGAAAUGGCAGGCGAUGCUAGAACUUCGUGCCAGAGUACAGUGGUACAGCAAUACAGCAGUUUAUGGCAUUUCCCAGAUGAUAGCGUUAGGCUGACUGUAUAAGACAAAUUCUUGUGGAAGAGGACCAAUGGCAACCCAACAAGCUAUUCAUGCUUACAGCACAAUUCAGUGCAAAUAUACUGAGAAGUAAGUCCCAUUGAGUUCAUUGGGAUCCAAGGUGAGAGUGUAGGAUAGGUCAGGGAAAGCUGUGACCUUCCCUAUGCUACUGGACUGAUGGGAAUUGUAGUCCAAAGGUUUUUGGAGGCCCAUAGGCUCCCUGGCCCUGGAUGCAGCCUUGAUCUCACAGCAGUAGAGUCUCACCAAGCUGCUAAAACAUGGGUAGGCAAACUAAGGCCCAGGGGCUGAAUCUGGCCCAAUCGCCUUCUAAAUCUGGCCCGCAGGCAGUCUGGGAAUCAGUGUGUUUUUACACGAGUAGAAUGUGUCCUUUUAUUUAAAGCUAAGCAGUUGGCGCCUUACCUCUCUCGCCCUGACCUAGCCACUGUGAUCCAUGCGACGGUCACCUCCAGACUGGAUUAUUGUAACUCACUCUACGUGGGGCUGCCCUUGAGACUGACCCAGAAAUUCCAGCGGGUGCAGAAUGCCGGGGCGAGACUCCUUACAGGGUCUUCGCUGUGAGAUCACAUUCACCCGGUACUAUACCAGCUGCACUGGCUCCCGGUGGAAUAUAGGAUCAGGUUUAAGGUGCUGGUUUUAACCUUUAAAGCCCUAUACGGCUUAGGACCCUCGUACCUACGGGACUGCCUCUCCUGGUAUGUCCCACAGAGGAACCUGCGGUCUUCAAAUAAAAACAUCCUGAAGGUCCCAGGCCACAGAGAGGUUAGGCUGGCCUCAACUAGAGCCAGGGCUUUCUCGGCUGUGGCUCCAAUCUGGUGGAACGCUCUGACACAAGAGACUAGGGCCCUAUGGGACUUGACAUCUUUCCGCAGGGCCUGCAAGACAGAGCUGUUCCACCAGGCCUUUGGUCAGGGCGCAGCCUGACUCCCUCCUUUGGCAAUCUGCACAGAAUUUUUGCUUAAUGGUUGCCAUUAAUUUGAUUUUAAUUAAUUUUUAUAAUGAAAUGUUUUUAGAAUGUUGUAUUAUUUUAUUGUUGUUAGCCGCCCUGAGCCUGGCUUUGGCUGGGGAGGGCGGGAUAUAAAUAAAAUUUAUUAUUAUUAUUAUUAUUAUUAUUAUUAUUAUUAAAAUGCAUCUCUGGGUUAUCGGUGGGGCACAGGAAUUCGUUCAUUCCCCCCCCCUAAAAAAAUCUAGUCCAGCCCCAAAGGUCUGAGGGACAGUGGACCGGCCUCCUGCUGAAAAAGUUUGCUGUUCCCUGUCUUAGAGAUUAGGACUGCAAUUCUAGCCCCACUUACCUGGGAGUAAGUCCCUUUGAACCCAAUGGGACUUACUCUGAGUAGACAAGUUUUAGGAUUGCACUGUCAGCAUCCCUGUAGAACAACACCUAUACAGUUAUGGCACAUCUCUCUGGAAGGCCAGCUCUUUGUUCAGAAAGUGGGUGGGAAAAACCUUUACAAUACCAUACUUUUGAUGCUUAGCAUCCAUGGGUCUCUCUGUGUGUGUGUGUGUGUGUGUGUGUGUGUGUGUGUGUGUGUUUGUGUGUGUGUCACUGCAGGAGCAUUCAGAGUCACUACUAGCUGUAUUAAUUUUAUUUGUGGGGCAUAGGAAUUUGUUCAUUUUCCCCCCCUUCAAAAUUUAGUCCGGCCCCCCACAAGGUCUGAGGGACAGUGGACCAGCCCCCUGCUGAAAAAGUUUGCUGUCCCCUGUGCUAGAACAUUGCAAUGAAAUCUCUGCAAAACGAUCAAUCCUCUUAGGCCUCUCCCUUUCUGCCCUGUAGAUCAGCCUGGCUUCCUGCACAGCUCUCCGUCUCCUGCGCCCAGCAACACCGUAGACGAAGCCAUGUUUGCGGCUUGCCCAGUGAAUGAACCUGUGGAGAGCUGCGAAACGUCCUUGGAUCCUCCGGUGACCUUGGAGCGGAAACUGGAGGACGAGCUAAACUAUCACGUGCACGGCAGCAGGAUGGACAAGGGGGAUGGCCGUUCCGUGUCGUACAGCGCCGAAAUGCUGGAGCAGGAGAGGAGGAGGAAGGUGUCUCACGACCCGUAUGCAAAGGCGACUGCUGCCCGCCCGAUGCAGGAGUCACACCUGAGGCCUGAAAAGGUCGAGCCUGGUGCCCGUCAUAGCAACACCACUGUGGACCCAUACAGUCGUCAGUGGAAACCACCGCCGCUCAGAGCUACUCUGGAAAGGGAAAAUAAUAGCCGGCUGAAUCCAGUUAGGCACUAUGGGCCUGGACCUGCAAAUCUCAGAGCAUCUCUAAGCCCAGAAGAUCUCUACGGAUCAGCCAAUCCCUUUAGCUUCAAUAAACCACCCGUACCUGAAUCUGGUGUGGAUCGUCAAUCUAACCCAUUCAGACCUUACUAUUUUGGCAGAAGCUUCAGUACAGAAACUGGUAAGUGAACUGAUUGAGGGUCUUCUUGUUCCUUCAGGGAGAAAGAGCACACAUGCAGUAAAAUGGCUCUUCUUCACUACCUUCUAUGAAGAAAAUAAAAGCUGUCCCAUUUUUUAUGAGCCAGUCUUUCGUCCCAUCCUACUAACCCUGGGCAGCUAAAAUGUAAUAGCAAUUCAAAAUCUGCUGAGCUUUAAGGUUACUAUGCAUAUUUAUAUUUAUGCCUUUUAUUAAAUUUUCAUCCUGCCCUCCCUUCAAGGAGCUUGCGGCAAACAGUUCUCCCCACUCUCAUACCAUUUCACUUCACAACCUUCUGAGGUUGACUGAAAUGAAUAUUUGUCUGAGGUCACCCAAUGAGCAGCACUGACUGGGAAGCUUUGUGGAAUGGAAUCGCUUUUGUCCAAGCAUUUGAAUCACGAAAUACUGUUUGUGGUGAAGUUUCUACAGAGAGCAUUAGCGCUGCUAUUCGUUGUGCUGUAUUUUAUUUGUAUUGUUUUCUUAGGACUGUCAUGUUUCAUUAUCAAUGUUGUAAGCUGUGCUCCAUUCUGGGAUAUCCAUCUGUACAUAAGGGAUACUCCAGCACCCUAAAAACUGGGUGGUGGCCCUUUCAUGCCAUUGUACUAAAAGGGCUUUUGAUCCGGUGGAAUCACCUCAGAAGACGAGAGAAGGUUUUUUGCCAAUCCCCUUUGCCCAGCAAUCCCCAGUGUGCUUUGGAAACCUGUUCUGGAGCAGUUUUAUUUGUUUGUUUGUAAUUAGAUCUCUUAACCUGCCCUUCAACAAUAAUCCUGUGGGUUACAACAAUAAAAUAUGCAAUUAAAAAACAAAUAAAAGCAUUACAACCCUAAAACAAACACAAACAAGCGUUUUGAGGGAGAAUCAGCAAAAACUCCCUUGAUUUCUCUCUUUGUCGGCAUAUGCCUCCUCUGGUGUAAGAGUGCUAGGAGUGCUAGUUGUAAUAUCAUUCUGUACUGCACUGGCUGUGGGCUGAAUAGAAAUUGGUAACUUAAUUAUAUUGAUCAAUUGCAUCUAUAUGCUACCUUUUGGACAAGGUGCCUCAGGCGGGAUAUUAACAAGUGGUGCCAAACAUCCUCAGGCCUAUUUCAGGAGCUGAUGGUGCUAGCUCCCUUGCCUGGUACACACAUCCCAGGGAGCUCCAGGGAAGGUGGGUCUUGGGUGGUCCCAACUAUGAAAGAACUCUCUGGUUCAUCAGCACUGUGGGCUGCAAAUGUGGCUCCGUGACAAUCAGCAAGUACAGUGGUACCUCAGGUUACACACGCUUCAGGUUACAGACUCCUCUAACCCAGAAAUAGUGCUUCAGGUUAAGAACUUUGCUUCAGGAUGAGAACAGAAAUCGUGCUCCGGCGGCGCGGCAACAGCAGGAGGCCCCAUUAGCUAAAGUGGUGCUUCAGGUUAAGAACAGUUUCAGGUUAAGAAUGGACCUCCAGAACGAAUUAAGUACUUAACCCAAGGUACCACUGUACAGCACUGGAAGCUUAGACUGUCUAUCUGGGAGGACUUCAUUCUGUCGGAAGUCACUGUGGUCUUCUGAAAAGUACAGUGGUGCCCCGCAAGACGAAUGCCUCGCAAGACGGAAAACCCGCUAGACGAAAGGGUUUUCCGUUUUUGAGUUGCUUCGCAGGACGCAUUUCCCUAUGGGCUUGCUUCGCAAGACGAAAAUGUCUUGCGAGUCUUGAGAUUUUUUUUCCGCUUUCCCCCCCCUUUAUCUAAUCCGCUAAGCCUUUAAUAGCCUUUAAUAGCCUUUUAGCAGCUAAUCCGCUAAGCCUUUAAGCCUUUAAUAGCCGCUAAACCGCUAAUAGCGCUAAUCCGUUAAGCCGCUAAUAGGAUUGCUUCGCAAGACGAAAAAACCGCUAGACGAAGACUCUCGCGGAACGGAUUAAUUUCGUCUUACGAGGCACCACUGUACUGGGGCUUGAUGUCCUCAGCUCUCCCUUCUGGCAGCUGCUGCUCUCCCGAGACCACCACUUUGUAUCGUGAAAUAUCCACCUGUUGAAAUUCCCUCAUCUACAUUAAUGAUGCAAGAGCUCUUUUGCACUUGGGUAGGUUUUUGUCUGAGUAGGUUUUUGCACUGUCAAGAGUCCAGUAUACCUGAAGGAGCGUCUCUACCCCCAUCGUUCUGCUAGGACACUGAGGUCCAGUGCGAAGGCCUUCUGGCAGUUCCCUCGCUGCAAGAAGCCAAGUUACAGGAAAACAGGCAGAGGGCCUUCUCGGUAGUGGCACCCGCUCUGUGGAACGCCCUCCUACCAGAUGUCAAAGAGAAAAACAACUACCAUACUUUUAGAAGACAUCUGAAGGCAGCCCUGUUUAGGGAAGCUUUUAAUGUUUAAUAGACUAUUGUAUUUUAAGAUCUUGUUGGAAGCCGCCCAGAGUGGCUGGGGAAACCCAGCCAGAUGGGCGGGGUAUAAAUAAUAAAUUAUUGUUGUUGUUGUUGUUUAAUGUUUCAAGAGCAGUGGUACAGUUUUGACACAAUUUGCAUACCUCUUUAGAUCCAGAGGAAUCAACCUCUUUUAUGAAGACGAACUUCGCCCAUACACCUAUACACAAACAGAAUUCAGGUAAAAAACUCUAGUUAUUUCUUGAUAUGAGCAGUAUGAUCUCAACAUGAGCGGCAUGAGCAGUCCGGACUCUUUAAGGCUAUAAUACCAUUUGGUAGCUCUAAAGCAGAAGUAGGGAAGCUCCAAUCCAUGGGCCAGUCUUGGCCUACACGGCUAUUUCCCUCCAAUCAUAUCCACCUGUCCAUCAGCUGAUGUCACACGUGAAAUGAACUGAUCGACCAGGGUGGGUGGGAUCCAAUUCUGCCUUGGCUGAGUAUGCCUAUUCCCAGCAGCCAAUUUUGUAGGAUUUAACCCCGCUUUCCCAGGGUUUAUUUGGCACACUAGUUAGAUUUUUGGAGGGGCCUAAGGUGCAAACAGGAUAGACUAGUGUUAGGUUGCAGAACUGGCCCCUGCAAUCUGCUCUUUCCACAAGGAGAGAGUUUGAGAUUCCCUUUUGUGGUGCUGUUCCCUUUCAAAAUGAAAAAAACCAACAGAAUUUUGGAGCUCCAGAAACAGCUGCUUGCUUGAUCUCAACAAGAUACAGUCACAUUUGCUGAAGUCUCAAAAUGCAUUAUCUAUUUGACUCAAAAGACUUAAUUCUCGCAACGGUUUUGAAACGCUGUUGCUAUAGAACAGCGAUGUCCAACUGGUCAACCACGAUAGACAGGGUAGAUUCCCCGGAGAUCACAGGAACCUUUUAGUCCUUGCGAAUAAAAAAACAGUUGAAUGAAUGUCUCGGGCCCCCGCUGUGUACGUUUGCUUGUGUUGGCAUUUACUGCAAGCGAUUUAUGGCAUUCACCCCCAAAAAGCUGAACAACUCUGGCCUCUCCUCCUAAAAAAAAUCCCAACAACUCUGGGUAGAUCACUGCCAGGUUGUUUAAACUGGGAGUAGAUUGCAGUCUCUUGGGAGUUGGACAUGCCUGAUAUAGAAGAGCCAACAUGUUUUCUCUUUGGGGAGUUUGUUGUCUCAUCCUACUGAUCUGACUGACACAGGUUUGCUAUGACUUUUAACUCUUAUCAAAGAACUAUUGGAGCAGCCUGGCUUGCUGAGUUGGUUAGAGCACGGUGCUAAUAAUGGCAAGGUCACAGAUUCAAUUUCCGUAUGGGACAGCUGUAUAUUCCUGCAUUGCAGGGGGUUGGACUAUAUGAUCCUCAGGGUCCCUUCCAACUCUACAAUUCUAUCCUUCCAUGAUUAACUAUACCAGACACCAACCUGAGAAAUAAACCUGGUUGUGUAAAUAUGCCCUUGUAACAUAAAUUCUAAGAGCAGGAACCGUUCUUUCCUUGAUGUGAAACUACCCAACAUAUAAGUGCAGCGUUCAAAUAAUGCAUUUUUGCCAUUUUACUAUUUCCAUCAUAAAAUUAACAUGUGUCAACACACUGGUCAGUAAUUUAUCCCCCUGCACUGUCCCUGUGCUCAUUUUGCUUGUGUGUAGUUUUAUACUUGCUUUAUUAAACGGGUGUUUUUUAAAAAAAUUGUCUUACAUACAGGAGAACCUGCAAGCUACAAUAUAUAUAAUAGUAGUGCAAUUCAGAUAGGCUCUCACAACAUCUUAACCAUUAAACAAAAACCUCAACAAAUAUGUACUAUGCCGGAAAAUACUCAUUAUAAUCCUGCAGAUUACCAGAAACUCUUUGGUAAGUACUGAAGUUAAAACUUUUUUCUUCCUUCAUGAAAUAGUUCUUGCUUUCAAAGUCAUACAUUUUCCUUUGAAACUCUGUUCAGGAUAUGUAAGUUAGGACUGAAUAGAACUGAAAACAUCUACCAAGGAAAGAUACGACAUGCUUAGACUGAGGUCCAGCUCUGAGGGCCUUCUGGCAGUUCCCUCCCUGCGAGAAGUGAGCUUACAGGGAACCAAGCAGAGGGCCUUCUCUGUAGUGGCACCUGUCCUGUGGAACACUCUCCUUUCCGAUCUCAAACAGUUAAACAAAUAUAUGACUUUUCAUAGAAAUCUAAAGGGAGCCCUGUUUUGGGAAGUUUUUAAUGUUUGAUGUUUCCCCCCCUCCCAUUCUUUCCUCUGUAUUUUGUUGGAAGAUACCCAGAGUGGCUGGGGUAUAAGAAAUAAAUUAGUAGUAUUAAUAGUAACAAAAAUAUUAAUCUGUAGAAACAUAGGUGUUAGUGAUCUCCACAAAACACAGACUUUGCAGUCAGAUUUUGGGAUUCUGACCCUGAAGAUUCUGGUCUUCUAGCUUGUAUCCCUUAGUAGUAGUACAGUGGUACCUCGGUUUAAGAACAGUCCUGUUUACAAACGAUUCAGUUUACGAACUCCGCAAAACUGGAAGUAGUGUUCCGGUUUGCGAACUUUACCUCGGUAAAGUAUUUAGGCCCCUUUAUGAAUUCAUUACACAAGAAGGGGUGCCAUGAGUAAAGGAGGGAGCAGGAGAAUACCUGGUGGCUUCCCCCACAACAUGGCAUGAAUUCCCUGCAACCCCCUUUGAUGUCAAUACAUAAAGUACGGACAUCUGCAAGUGGAAAGUCUUCUGCACAAAAGACUGUAAGGCUUCCAUGGGAUCAGGAAUUCUGUACCACUGUGGUUUAUAAUCCCAUGGAAGUCUACACAGGUGGGCUGCUAAAAAAAAAAAGUGCAGAAAAGUAACUCUGCACAUGCUUUGUGGCCUUGCAAUGCAGUCAUGUGGCAUUUUCAAACAAUUCUGACUGGCUCAGAAUUCACACUCAAAUGGAGGUUCCAUGGUGAAUAUAUUGACAUAGGGACGCGGGUGGCGCUGUGGUCUGAACCACUGAGCCUCUUGGGCUUUCUGAUCCGAAGGUUGGCAGUUCGAAUCCCCACAACUACCUUGCUCUGUCCCUGCUCCUGCCAACCUAGCAGUCCGAAAGCAUACCACCACAAGUAGAUAAAUAGGUACCACUGCGGCGGGAAGGUAAACGGCGUUUCCAUGCACUCUGGUUUCCGUCACGGUGUUCUGUUGUGAGAGAGAGAGAGAGAGAGGGAGAUUGACAUGCACUCAGAGCCCUGCAUUCACUGUUAGCAGCAGGGUUGGCCUGCCUGCCCCCUCACACCCAUGUUUCUCACGCAAGAUGGAGUUUGUCAGGAUCUUCCUAUUGCCUCUGAGAACAAAAGCAACGGUGUUCCAUCGCCAAAGCACUAAAGAAACAUUUUCCUUUUGUCACCACCAGAGAACACUGCUAUCGUUUCGGAAGUUCAACUGAACCUCGUGAGAGAAAAUAUGGGGAAGAAGUGGAAACCCACGGCGCGGCAGCUGGGCUUCAGCGACCCUGACCUGGAGGAAAUUGACCAUGACUACGAGCGCGAUGGCUUAAAGGAAAAAGUUUAUCAAAUGUUUCAGAGGUGGCUGAUGAAGGAAGGGAGCAAAGGAGCAACGGUGGGAAAGCUGGCCAGAGCUCUCUUUGCUAGCCAGAGGAUAGAUCUCCUUGCCAAAAUAAAGCAGGAGUCAGAAAUGAGUAACAAAUGAGAGUCAUAAACCAGCAUAAACUACUUUGCAGGGGAAAGUAUGGACAUUUUGCUUUACAUUUUGCUAUUAUGAAUGCUCUGGUGCUGCCUGUAUAGAAUUUGCCGUCAAAUGAAUGUAUUUGUAUAAUUUUAAUUAAAAAAACCCAAUAUAAAUGGACGCAAGACUGCUCUAGCUUUAAUGUAAAUAAUAAAAUAUUAUCAGAUAC